Seminavis robusta is the source of this 1644-nucleotide messenger RNA. The record is from the annotation of a GenBank genome assembly. Lineage: Eukaryota; Bacillariophyta; Bacillariophyceae; Naviculales; Naviculaceae.
AUGAAGCAACAAGAACAGCAGCAAAGCGCUGCGACGAAUGAUGCCGCAGACGACAAGACGACGGAAGAGGAACGAACAGGAUGCAACGCCAACACCGAGUUUGAGGACCGCGGACCAGAAGUAUUAUACGGAUCCAUUGCUCCGCUUCCCUCUGUGGACGAGCUACAACGGUGUCACACGAGCACCGGCACACCUGGAACAUUUGCCGUUGCUCCGAUACCCUUUGCCAUUAAUGACCCUCCUGUUUCCAUGGAGCCGCCAAUGACAGGCAACCUACAUGGAUCCAUUGCUCCGCUUCCCUCCGUGAACGAACUUGGACGGGGUCACACGAGCGCCAGCACGAGCACGAGCACACCUGGAGCCUUUGCCGUUGCUCCGACUCAUUUUGCCAUUAAUGACCCUCCACCUCCUUCCAUGGAGCCAAUGGCGUCCACAGCCGACGACUCAAGACUGGUGGAAGCAGAGUUGGUGACUCCUCCCGUGGAAGCCAUACAAGUACUGUCGUCUGAUGAUUUGGAAAGCCAAACAAAAAAGGACAUUCCAGAGCCAACUACUGGCCACAACAAGCGUUGGUUGCUUGUUUCGUUGCUUCUUUGUGCCUUGGUGGCUGCUCUGGUUGUUACACUUCUGCUACUGAUGCGAGAAAGCAACGAACAAGUCAUGGCAAUCAGCAUGAAUGAUGCUGGUGCUGCCAAUCUGUCACUGCCAGAGAUCAUUACACCGGCUCCAACCUAUGACUAUCCCUGCUUUUCAGAGUCUCUGGAGUUGAACUUUGCUCUGGUUGAAAACCCCCAACAAGAUCUCUUUGUCAUGUGCCCCAACUCCCAUAUCCAAAUUGGUAUCAUGAGAAUACCCAACGUCAACAACACCUAUCGAAAUGGCCAGGAACCGUUGUACAUUGUACGAUCCAAUGUCGAAGUUCGCUGUGGCCUCGAUGGUUCAUCCAGCAACAACUGCACUUUGGACGGAGGAACCAGUCAGCUUGUCAUAAUGUACUAUGGAGAAAAUCAGUAUGGGAUUACCCAACAAGACGUUCAGAAUGUGACCGUUCGUGGGAUCACCUUUACCGGGACCUUGGAUCAACAUUUUCAGUUCGGGUCCGCAUCGGUGCUCGUCGCCAACCAACCAAGCCAAAGAUAUCCAAUCAUUGAUUGCCGUGGCAAUAUCCCGUUCAGUUUUUUUCUGGUAUCCAUCGCCAACAGCACCUUUACCAACAUCACAUAUGGGAGUGCUCUGUUUGUGGCUAUGGACCAAGUCAUUUCCAUUGAAAGGAGCCACUUUUCCGGCUUGAAGGUUGUGGAGGACACACGAUACUGUGACUUGCAAGGUCCCGUGUUUUGCACCAACGUCAUGUAUUGUGCCCUAGAGAGCCAGUGCUCCAUGCAUGCUACGUGUCUGGAGGACGUGGAAUAUUUCGCCGAUGCUGGACUAUUGAUCGGUUCGCCACAGGCUGAGUGGGAUAUUUCUAGCAUCCAUCUUGCCAACAACGGAGACCUUGUGUUGGCCGAUCGCCAGCUCGAUGCCAAUCUAUUUGAGAAUUGUGACUCUGGAGUCGGCCAGUACAACGAUGACAUGUUCAAGACGAUGGAGUGUUUUGAUCCAGAACCUUUAUAUGAUACCAGUCCGGUAUGCCCGCUGCUUUAG